This is a messenger RNA of Malus domestica (apple), 1622 nucleotides long. The record is from RefSeq and is a predicted model, not a curated record. NCBI's taxonomy places the organism in Eukaryota, Viridiplantae, Streptophyta, Magnoliopsida, Rosales, Rosaceae.
GUAGAAAACAUACCUGUUCCAGAAAACACAGGAGAGCUCUCAGCUACCAGUCACUCCCUCCCACACCAACACUUCAAACCUUACUUCCUUCCUUCCCUGUGAUUGCCAGUUGCCCAGAAUUCUCAACAACGCCGGUACAGACAGAUGUCGUGGUGCUUGUCCUGCUGCACCGCUUCCACCUGCGGCCUCUGCGGCUCCGUCGCCUCUGGGAUUUCCAACAGGUCCGCCAGGCUUGCUUACUGCGGUCUCUUCGGGCUCUCCCUCAUAGUUUCUUGGAUUCUCAGAGAAGUUGCAGCUCCUCUCUUGAAGAAAAUCCCAUGGAUAAGCUCUUCUGAGACACACACCAAGGUGUGGUAUCAAACACAAGCGGUUCUUCGUGUGAGCAUGGGGAAUUUCUUGUUUUUCACAGCUUUUGCGCUUAUAAUGAUUGGAGUUAAAGAUCAAAAUGACAGACGAGAUUCCUGGCAUCAUGGUGGAUGGAUUGCCAAGAUGGUGAUCUGGCUUUUGCUUGUCAUUCUCAUGUUUUUCAUGCCAGACAUUGUCAUUACAAUCUAUGGUUUCUUAUCAAAAUUUGGGGCAGGCUUAUUUUUACUGGUUCAAGUGAUUAUCUUAUUAGACUUUACUCACUCGUGGAAUGAUGCAUGGGUGGAGAAAGAUGAGCAAAAAUGGUAUAUUGCUUUGCUUGUUGUAUCAAUUGUAUGCUACCUUGCAGCAUUUGCGCUCUCGGGCGUUCUGUUCAUUUGGUUCAACCCCUCCGGCGAAGACUGUGGCCUUAAUAUCUUCUUUAUUGUCAUGACAAUGAUUCUCGCAUUUGGAUUUGCAGUUAUUGCUUUACACCCGAAGGUGAAUGGUAGCCUCCUCCCUGCUUCAGUGAUAUCUGUUUAUAGUGCUUAUGUGUGCUUCACGGCUCUUUCCAGUGAACCUCGUGACUAUGCUUGCAAUGGUCUUCACCAUUCCAAAGCAGUCUCUGUGAGUACCCUUCUUCUUGGGAUGGCGACGACUGUUCUUUCAGUUUUGUAUUCUGCCCUUCGUGCUGGAUCAUCAACAACUUUUUUAUCACCACCAACUUCACCCAGGGGAGCGUGUUUAAGUUCUUCCAAACUUGUUGAAUGUUGUGGCACUGGUGCAGCUGAAAAGACACCUCUUCUUGACGGCAAAAAGUUGGAAGAAGGGAAAGAGAAGGAGGACAAAGAAGCAAAACCCGUCAGUUAUUCCUAUACGUUUUUCCAUCUGAUAUUUGCCUUGGCUAGCAUGUAUUCAGCCAUGCUGCUUUCGGGUUGGACCGACUCAUCAGAGAGCUCAGAUCUCAUUGACGUUGGCUGGACAUCGGUUUGGGUCCGAAUCUGCACAGAAUGGGUUACUGCUGCACUAUACGUUUGGUCCCUCCUCGCUCCUUUACUUUUCCCUGAUCGCGAGUUCUAGCUACCUCCUUCGCUUUGUUUCUGAGGUUCCAAGAACUGUCAAUAUUUUUCUUGUUUAUCUGUGGAGUAUAAGUUUAGUCAUGUAAUUAUCUAAUAAUCUUUUAGAAAUAGUCAUGGUUGGGAGUCUGUAAUAAACUUGAGCUCAGCACAAUUUCCAUCGAUAUGUGAUAUAAAUUUCAGGAUUUAACAUGUUUUUGCACA